Messenger RNA from Pristis pectinata (smalltooth sawfish), 959 nucleotides. Its product is annotated as immunoglobulin lambda-1 light chain-like. Lineage: Eukaryota; Metazoa; Chordata; Chondrichthyes; Rhinopristiformes; Pristidae. The record is from RefSeq and is a predicted model, not a curated record.
ACUUGUGUCGGAAAGCCUCUUGCUUGUGAUCUUCUCCCUCCCCUUCAUCAUGCCUGAAUGUGUUCCGGUUCUUGUGGCUCUAAUGUUCUUUUUCUGCACUGCAAAUGCAGAGAUGACCUUGCUUCAGGCGCCGUCCAUCUCAACAUAUCCGGGCAGAAACGCGCAAAUCACCUGUACCAUGUCAGGAGGCAACAUCGGCGGCUACUACACGAGCUGGUACUGGCAGAAACCCGGCAGCGCCCCGGUCAUGGUGUGGUUUCAGAGCUCCAGUGUCUCUGGAAUACCAGAUCGAUUCACUGGUACCGUAGACCCAUCAAGGAGCCAGAUGCAUUUAACCAUCGCCAACGUGGAAUCGGAGGACGCCGCCGAUUAUUACUGUGGUGUGUGGGCCAGUGGCAGAUUCACCUUCGGGAAAGGAACCAAACUGAAUCUGGGCAGUCCGCGGCCCCCCACGGUGUCGAUCCUCCGACCUUCAGCGGAAGAAAUCACGGGAAAGGGCACCGCUACCCUGGUGUGUUUGGUGAGCGGGUUUAAUCCGGGCGCCGUGGACAUUGAGUGGACUGUGGACGACAAAGCGAGGAAGGAUGGCGUUGAGACCAGCCGAAUCCAGCGGGAGACGGACAACACGUUCAGUGCGAGCAGUUACCUGAGUCUGCCAGCCUCCGACUGGAACUCACACGAGCUUUACUCCUGUGUGGUUAAACACGAAACACAGGCAAACCCGUUUAAGGCAAACGUCGCCAGAUCUGGCUGUGUGUGAUCCGAGCAGUCCAUGUGCCGAUUCUCUGUGUUUCAUUCAAAAUAAAUAACAUAGGUAGAUAUUCAAAGCUCAAUUGUACUUGAUACAUUUUCAAUUCGAAACGAUGCGUGUUGUGUCUUCUGGAACCCACUGACCUUGUCUAACAGAUUUAUUCUGAAGUAAAUAUAAAUUUGUGGCAAAAUAAUAAAAUUUUCCUUAU